Messenger RNA from Lampris incognitus (smalleye Pacific opah), 2996 nucleotides. RefSeq names its product plasmalemma vesicle associated protein a (gene plvapa). The transcript is spliced from 6 exons. Gene Ontology annotation, biological process: positive regulation of cellular extravasation; regulation of vascular permeability. Gene Ontology annotation, cellular component: caveola. The record is from RefSeq and is a predicted model, not a curated record. Bases 494 to 2632 code for a protein of 712 amino acids. Lineage: Eukaryota; Metazoa; Chordata; Actinopteri; Lampriformes; Lampridae.
ACUCAAAGCCAUGUUUACACCUCACACACAAUCUUAUCCAUUUUUUUUGCAACAUCACCGUUACGCAGAGGAAACCGUCCGUCGCGCUACAGUGUCUGGGAGCCAUCUAGCUUGCUAAAAGAGGGUGAUAGGGCAACCACUAUCUCCAUUUCGGGACGUUGUGUUAUCAAAUGAGGAUGCUGAGCUCAGGUCUAUCAUCUGACAUGUUUAGCUCUAUCUAAUCUGUUCAUCUGGUUUUUGAUUUGGGGAGGGUUGCCACUGGGAACCCUCCACAAGCCAACACAGGCAGACAGAAAACGAAUAUUUAGUAUUUUCAGGGUCAGGGUUGGUUUGAGUUUCAGAGUGGAUUUUGCCUCUCUUCCUUGGCGUCUUUGAAAACAGUGCAGUCAGCCAUUUGGGUGUCUUUUUUACUGUACUGCUCUGCUAAUCUCUGAGCUAUUUUGAUAUCGUGGUGCGCUGUACCCCCCUAGCCCUCCUUUGGCUAUAACCAACCAUGUACAACAAUGGUUACUCCCAGGUCUCCAAGUUCAGCUUGGAGGCCCAGAAGAGGAAGAUGCAGCAGCGUCCAAAGGGCAAGAGCUGCGGCUACUACAUGCGCAUCAUCUUCUUCUUCUCCUCACUCAUCCAGUCCCUCAUCAUCGUGAGCCUGGUGCUCUUCCUAGUCUAUGGUAAGCAGCAGGACUCGGCAUCCACGGCGCGCCUUCAGGACCAGGAUGAAAGGCUCCAACAGCUCUUCGUGGAGAAGGAGACCCUCAGGCUGCAGAAGGAAAAUCUCACCACUGUACUCAACAUCACCUUGACAGAGAAGCUAUCCAACGACAGGGUCCUAACCCGCCUUCGCUCCAUGGCUAACAUCUCAAUUAACAUUAUCAACACUUUCAACGCUAAACUGGGUGAAUGCAAUAUGGAGUUGCUAUCUGGUAGGGCCACAAGACCAGCAGGGUGCCCUCCCUGCUCUGGAUCCAUUCUUGGUAACUGUAAUUGUGGAGUGCAGGUUGAACAGCUGAGAGCCAAAGCUGAACUUUUGCGGUCCAACUUCACCCAGACCACUCAGAUGUUGAGGAUAGAAAUGGACCAGGUCUCCAGGGAACGGGACAACAUCAAUCUGGAAGCCAUUAAGCUGCGAAGGGACAAAUCCAUGCUCGAGGAGGAGAUGGCGGCCUAUCGGGCAAAGUGCAAACAAGACUUCGCCAAUUCAUUGAGUGGCAUCUCAAACGUCUCACGGGCCUUCUUGGGGAAAAUCGAUACUCUCUUCCCACAGCACAUUCCCUUCCAGCUGACCUGUCAGAAGCAAAGGGAAAACCUGGAGCAGAUACGCAACAAUUGCACUAGCUUGUCCCGCGAGGUGGAGGACAAGUUCCAGCGUUAUCUGGACAGUGUGGGUGCCAAGGUGUCCCAGAUCCAGGCUGAGAGCAGCCAUCUGAAGGUGGAGAACAAGCGCCUGUCUGAAGACCAUCACCAUUGCAGCCUGAAUCGGUCAAAUCUAAUUUAUGAGCACAGACAGAAUGUGCAGAAGGUCCAGCUGAAAUGUGAUAAGGAGAAGGAGAAGGUCCUGAUGGAGAAGAAGAAGCUCACUGGGGACAAAGAGCUGCUGCAAAUCAACAACAACUUGAAAGACACAGAGAUCAGAAACCUCAAGGACCAAAUUAAGCAGCUGAACGCCUCCUGCCCCACCAAGCGCGGUUUUGGCCUGUUUCCAAGUUUAACUAACAUGGGAAACGUCGGAUUUGGGCAGAAUCCGUUUUUAAGGACAGGAUCAGCUGGUUCCAGCACAAGCCUUGGCUCAACUGGGACAGGUUUGAUUAAGCCAGGGUUGAAUGGGAUAGGUUCAACAAGCCUCGGAUCAAAUGGGUUAGGUUUGAAUAAGCUAGGUUCAAAUGGAGUUGGUUCGUCAAGCGGCGGGUCAGCUGGAUCAAGUUCAAGCUUAGGCACAUUUGGAUUAGGAUCAAGUAAGCCAGGUUUGAGUGGAGUUGGCUCAAAAGGCUUUCAGACAAAUGGAUUAGGCUCUCCGAGUUUAAGUUCAAAUGGUCAGGGUUCAUCAAGCUUCGGGUCCACAGGGUUGCUUUCAACAGGAACAGGGAAAAAGCCAGGUACAUCUGGGCUGGGUUUGGAUGCAGGGCUGGGUAGUACAGGAGUCGGUAGUACUGGUUUGAGCAAUACUAGACUAGGUGGGGCAGGUGGGACAGGUAGAACUGGCUCUAGCAGCACUGGGCUGGGGACUUUGCCAGGGAUUGGGACAAGCACAGGCAGCAGCAAUACAGGACAAAGCAAGCUAGGGACAAUUUCAAUGGGUUUUGGUCACAAAGUGCCCACUGGAACUGGACUGGGGUCAACGGGCACAACUGGAUGGAAAACAGGAGGAUUUGGGGGACUAGAGUCUUUGGGUCAGGGCAAUAGGGGUUCAACCUCCUUAGGAACAAGUGGCACUCUUGGAUGGGGAUCAAAUGGGGGAACUGGCUUUGGGAAGCAGGAAGGAGGUGGAUCUUUAUUCAACAGUGGAAGAGCAGGUGCACUGGGCGGUGGGCCUAGCUCAGGUACAGUGAAUCUCUAUCAGCAUCUUCAGGAGCUGCAGCGCUUCGCCAACCCUUCUGCAUCAAAGGAGAAACCAGAUGCAUCCAGAACAUCUGGCUAGUCCGUCAGAUUCCUGCAUCGAAAUCCAAAAUUAUUGUAAAAGGAAAAAAAAAAAAAACCUAAAUGAAUAAAAGAAAAUGUACAUGCUUUAGUUCCACCUAUAAAAAGAAAUGUAUACAAGCUAAGCUCCUCCUAUUGAGUUCACAUAUUUUGCAAAAUGUAUGAUACACGUUUUACCACCAUAUGAAUGAAACAUAUGUUUAUAAAUGCAAUCUUUGUGAAUUUGAUCAACUCUUUGCACUUUUUUGUUUGAUAAAAUGUGAAAUGGAUGUGUUUAUAGACCUGUCAAACUAAAAAUAAACUGUAAAUAAUUUACCACAAAUAAGCUGUUUAUAUAAACACUUGAAAUAAAAGCACAUUGUCUU